Molecule: messenger RNA, 1281 nt
Organism: Anopheles marshallii
Lineage: Eukaryota; Metazoa; Arthropoda; Insecta; Diptera; Culicidae
Product: ribosome biogenesis protein WDR12 homolog
Exons: 3
Coding region: 1-1281 (426 amino acids)
Biological process (GO): ribosome biogenesis
Cellular component (GO): preribosome, large subunit precursor
Molecular function (GO): protein binding
Source: RefSeq, a predicted model, not a curated record
AUGGCACUACACAUUACCAGCACCACGGAAGGCCAGCUGCAAGUACACUUAACCACCAAGCAGAAACAGUAUGCCGUGCCGGAUGUUCCAUAUUCGAUUCGCGCCAACGUAGCAUGCACAGAGCUAAAUGUGUUGCUCAGCACAUUGCUGAAGGAUUCGGGCAAAGAUGCCCGGAAAGUGCAGUUCGAUUUCCUUUUAGAUGGAGAGUUCUUGAAAACUUCGCUAUCGCAGCAUUUGAAGGAACGGGAUAUUUCGUUCGAAGAUGCGAUCGAGCUCGAGUACGUUGAACGAUAUCCUGCUCCCGAACCACAGGAUUGUCUGCUGCAUGACGAUUGGGUAUCGGCGGUCCAAGCAAAGGAUGGUUGGAUCCUUACCGGAACCUACGACAACACUGUAAAUCUGUGGAAUACUAAGGGCAAACACAAACUAACCAUUCCCGGUCACGUUGCACCGGUGAAGGGAGUGGCAUGGAUUUCCUUGAACGAACAGAAGGGUGUGUUUGCUAGUGCCAGCCACGAUCAAACCGUCAUGAUCUGGGAGUGGAACGUAACGGCCAACUCCGUGGAGUGUGUGCAUGUAUGCAAAGGACACGAACGUGGCGUUGGCUGCAUUGCGGUCAAUCCGUCCAAGUCGCAAAUGGCAUCUGGUAGUAUGGACACGAUGCUAAAAAUUUGGUCCACAGAGCUGCGCAAUGACAAGGGAGAACCGUCCGCCACGAAGAAGGCAAAGCUGGAGCAAGAUAAUGUCCGUACGCCGGUCAUCACUCUAGCUGGCCAUCGAGAGUUUGUGUCCGGUGUGCAGUGGAUCGACAAUACGACGGUUGCCACUUGCUCCUGGGAUCACACGAUCAAGCUGUGGGAUCUCACACUCGGCGGCAUCAAGACGGAAUAUACCGGUAACAAGUCGUUCUUUGAUCUGAGCUACUCUCCCUUGAAUGGAAUGAUUAUCACCGCAUCUCCGGACAAAAAUCUUCGUCUGUAUGAUCCCCGAUCGAAGCAUGGUAAUUUUGUAAAGAACACCUACUUCGGACACUCACAGUGGGUACAGACGUGCCGCUGGUCAACGACCAACGAGUAUCUGUUCGUUUCCGGCGCUUACGAUAACCGCGUCAAGCUGUGGGACUAUCGCUCUCCAAAGGCUCCGAUCUUCGAUCUGAUCGGCCACGAGGAUAAGGUGCUGGCGUGCGAUUGGUCUAAUCCAAAGUACAUCCUUUCCGGUGGAUCGGACAAUGCGCUGCGUGUUUUCAAAUCAAAAAUAGCUGUUAACAACGCCGACGAUUGA